Molecule: messenger RNA, 2635 nt
Organism: Chelonoidis abingdonii (Abingdon island giant tortoise)
Lineage: Eukaryota; Metazoa; Chordata; Testudines; Testudinidae
Source: RefSeq, a predicted model, not a curated record
CCCAUGGUGCUGCGUUUCUGUGAGCCGGUGCACAGCGAAUGCCUUCCGCCCCAGAGCUGGCUGCAGUUUAGUGGCAGGGACACACCCUGCGAGCUGAGCCCGCGGCAGUCCCACUGCACCCCCAGCCCUCGAUUCGGGGAGGCCAGUCUGACAUCUCCCCUGAAGGAGCUGCCUGGUGUCUGCGGCUGGGACUGGGGCCGGCCAAGCAGCACCAUGUCCCUGAACCCCCCCACCAGCAACGACGCCUGCCUGAGCAUCGUCCACAGCCUGAUGUGCCACCGGCAGGGCGGGGAAAACGAGACCUUCGCCAAGCGGGCGAUUGAGAGCCUGGUGAAGAAGCUGAAGGAGAAGAAGGACGAGCUGGACUCGCUCAUUACGGCCAUCACCACCAACGGUGCCCACCCCAGCAAGUGUGUCACCAUCCAGCGCACCCUGGAUGGGCGGCUGCAGGUGGCUGGCCGGAAGGGCUUCCCCCACGUGAUCUACGCCCGGCUCUGGCGCUGGCCCGACCUGCACAAGAAUGAACUGAAACACGUCAAGUUCUGCCAGUUCGCCUUCGACCUCAAGUACGACAGCGUCUGCGUGAACCCCUACCACUACGAGCGCGUGGUGUCGCCAGGCCUGGGUCUGAGCAUCCAGAACACAGGUGAGGGGCCCCGUGUGGGGCUGGGCCGGGGCCAUCACUGGGGUGUCCCCAUGAGACAGGGGAGCAGAGCCUCGGGGGUGUGGGGAGCUGGGCACCCCAACCACUACUGGCCCCCGCACCAUAACGCGGCUCCCUACCAGCAGCCAGUCUCCAGCCACCCUGGCCCGGAGUUCUGGUGCUCCAUCGCCUACUUCGAGAUGGAUGUGCAGGUCGGGGAGAUCUUCAAGGUACCGUCCAGCUGCCCCGUGGUGACGGUGGACGGCUACGUGGACCCCUCGGGGGGUGACCGCUUCUGCCUGGGGCAGCUCUCCAACGUGCACCGCACAGACGCCAGCGAGCGGGCCAGGCUGCACAUCGGCAAGGGGGUGCAGCUAGAGUGCCGGGGCGAGGGCGACGUCUGGAUGCGCUGCCUGAGCGACCACGCCGUCUUCGUGCAGAGCUACUACCUGGACCGGGAGGCCGGGCGUGCCCCGGGCGACGCCGUGCACAAGAUCUACCCCGGUGCCUACAUCAAGGUGUUCGACCUGCGGCAGUGCCACCGCCAGAUGCAGCAGCAGGCGGCCACGGCGCAAGCAGCAGCUGCGGCGCAGGCAGCGGCGGUAGCGGGGAACAUCCCGGGGCCCGGCUCCGUGGGAGGCAUCGCACCGGCUGUUAGCCUCUCUGCUGCCGCUGGGAUCGGCGUGGAUGACCUGCGGCGCCUCUGCAUCCUGCGUCUGAGCUUCGUCAAGGGCUGGGGGCCAGACUACCCCCGCCAGAGCAUCAAGCACACCCCCUGCUGGAUCGAGGUGCACCUGCACCGCGCCCUGCAGCUGCUGGACGAGGUGCUGCACACCAUGCCCAUGGCCGACCCGGGGCCCGUCAACUAGCGGGGCGCUGCCCGGCCACGGGGCUUCCAGCCUCUGCUUUAAAGGGCCGGUGCUGCCUUCAAUCAGUGAGCGUCCAUGGGGCCUUAUCUUACCAUGUGGGGUGCCAGGACUCCCCCCUCCCCCACGAGCGUGCCCCUCCCACUGAGCCCUGAGCCGACUGCCACCCCGAAGCCAAAGCAAGCCAGCCCCAUCGGCGCAUCCCAGCUGCAGGGAGUCUCUGGGCUCAGUCGAGACUCUAACAAGGGAGCGACUGCCCCGAUCUGCUGGUCCCCUCUGGGCUCUGCCCCGGCUCGCUCUGGGGGCCAGGACUCCUGAGUUCUCCUGGGGGCUGGCUAGCCUGCUGGGUCUCUUCCAUCUCUGUGAGCUUGGAGGCAUUUUCUCCCCUGCUCCAUCCACCCCCCAAUCCCUUGGAUGACACGUCCUCCUCACCUGGCCCCUUUGCCCAAUGCUCGGCCAGGCGUUGCCCUGCGGGGAGGGGUUAUGGGCAGCCGCUCUCCUCCCCAUUAAACCCCUCCCAGGUGCACUCGCUUCUUGGGGUGGUUUGAUUUAAAUUGUAAUAAAAAGCCAAAUAACUAGGGCCCUACUGAAUUCACAGCUGUGAAAAACGCACAACAGACCCACCCACACACACACACACAACUCCUUUUGGGGUCAGGACCCUACAAGUACAACACUGGGAAAUUUCAGAGUUAAAUAGCUGAAAUCAUGAAACUUACAAUUUUUUAAAUCCUAUGACCGUGAAAUUGAUCACAAUGGCCGGUGAAUUCGGUAGGGCCCUACAAUAAAUAAAAGUACCAAAAAUCCCAACCCGGCAUUGCCAGGGCCUGGCCGCCUUGGCCCGCUGCAGGGAGCGCGGGUAACAGGGGAUCCCGUAGCCAGUGCCCCUUUGUGGCCAGCUCUGUAGGUGUAGCUCAUUGGCCUGCCCUGCAGUUCUGCCGUUCCCAGGGGUGCCCGAGGUCGGCUGGGUUUGCACCGUGGGGAGCGUCUCAGUCCUGGGCCAGGUGCGGGGAAGGAGCCGGGCAAGUGGUGUGCUUUCCUCCCAGGCACUGGGCCCUCUGCGAGCGGGAAUUCAGACACUUCAUGUGGCUUUUUUAAUUGUUAUUUAAAUGAUCUGGGUUUUUUC